Molecule: messenger RNA, 651 nt
Organism: Aspergillus fumigatus Af293
Lineage: Eukaryota; Fungi; Ascomycota; Eurotiomycetes; Eurotiales; Aspergillaceae
Product: autophagy-related protein 101
Biological process (GO): autophagosome assembly; autophagy
Cellular component (GO): phagophore assembly site
Source: RefSeq, a predicted model, not a curated record
AUGGAUAUCGGCUUGCCCUAUUAUCAUCUAUGUUCGCUAUCCCCUAUUGGCAACAGUCGUGUUGUCGCCAAUUGCCCUGUCAACACCCCUGCGAAGUGCUUAGCUGACAUCACUCCGUCCAAACCAGGCAUCCUCAACCUCAUCUUCUUCCACCGUUAUUUCCCAUCAAUUCGACCGACAACCUUCGACGUCCUCGACUUCACCCUCCCCGCAAUUGACGAUGCAGAGCUCGAAACCCUGAUCGAAUCCCGCAUCAGCGCCCUGGUCCGCCAACAUACCUCCGCUACCAGUACGCAUGAAGGCGGCGGCGGCGUACGCGGUCGCAUCGCGGUCGAGUUUUACGAGAAGAAGCGCAAACGCUCCGGGGUGUGGUUCAGCGGGCUAGCGGGCAAGGGAGAAGAAGAAGUAUGCUGGGAGGUGUGGAACCUAGAUGUGACGAUCGCCACGCCGCGGACAGAAUCAGAACGCGCCAAAGUCCGCAAGGCGAUGGAGAACAUGCUCCAAAAGGCGGCGCUGAAGAUCCUCGCCGUCGUCAAUCGGGAUAAAGAUCACAUUCCGCCGAUCACCACCAGCGACUCUAACCCCUUUCCCUAUCGAAUCGUUCUGAAUCCCCGCUCGGACGGCUGGCAGAACCGGUUCGGCUUGUACUAA